AGGGAUCUGCAUUCGCGGAAAUGGAACGGCUCGAAUGCGCGAAUAUGCGGCGAGGAAGUGCACCGACCAUGGAUCCUCACGAACAUCAUCUACAACGGGAUCUUCAGAAUGUAAUCAUUGACUUCACUUCUCAUCAACCAGUAUCGUCUUCGUGAUCCAGUCCCAUGCCCGCCAUGGUGUCCCAGAGUCAAGACUGGUGCGAGGGCAGCCCGUCCAGAUCGGGCAGCGUCAUGUCCUUGGAUAGCAGUCGCCAAGGGCAGCGCCCGUCCAGUGCCAAGACCCCUCCGUCCUACUAUGAUGCAGUACGAAGCCGACACUCGCUGUCUCAGCCGCUCAACAAGCCCAAGCAGCAGCAGCAACAGCAGCUCAAGUACAACAGCUUGCCUAGGCCGCUGCCGCAACGAGUGCCCCCUACCAACGGACAUGGUCCAGUACGAGCACCUUGGCCCGACGAUCAGCCCAAAUCUUAUCCGGAACUACCCAGGUUGGUGUACGAUUCGCCACCUAAACCAGCCAAUCAUGUGCCACUUCAGAUACACCAGGAUAAAGAUGGUCCUCGACUUAGCAGACUGGGUCACGAGAAACUAUCUGGCAGUUGCUCUCCUAGAGGAAAUGGGGAACAGUUACGAAAGGACAUGUAUCGGAAUAUUCCAGUGCGGUCGGACGUGAGGCCUCCUCCUCCAGUUCCAGGAUUGCGAGCUCCUCUGCCAAGGUCACCCGAAAAUGGCAGCAUGAAAACUAAUAGCUUACCUAGAAGAGAAAUUUUGCCAAGUACUGACUCGUUAAGGCGUGGCUAUUCGAUGAAUUCCAAUGGAAACUUGCAUUCUCCUUAUUCAACUAAUUCUUCUCGGGCUUCAAUGGAUGGACCAAUCCACUACGAGCCUCGUUAUUCCAAAAGUGGCAAGUUGGGUCCAAGACCAUUAAGUCAAAAUGCUUAUGAGCCUAGAUCCAUGCCUGCUCCUGCGGUACAGUUACGAACUGGUCCACUAGGUUCGUACCCUGACGCUGAGACCCUGAAGAAAAGUGAGAUGGCCAGGCAAUUGGAGAAAAGUUACAGUCCAGAAUCUGGAGUGGAUUACGAUAGGAAACAGCAGCGGUUGAAUCCUCAAAGAAAUGACAUGUCUCAACAAAUCUUCGUGGAUACAAACUCGUAUGUGAAUGGCCAUCCUGCGGUAGCAGACCACUUGGCAAUACCUUAUCAAAUUCCUCAACUAUCUCCAAAAAACUCGAGAUCUGCGUUUGAGGUCCAGAAAAUGUGCAAUGGCAAAGAUUCGACACCACCUCGUAUUCAACCUAAACUGACAUCUCCUUCUAAUAGCGUAAUUCCGUAUGGGAACAAUCAGUUGCCUAACUGCCGAAGAGCUGGGUCUGAUGCACACAACGUGCAUUUGGAAUCCAGAAACCGCAGGCAACAAGAAGGUGCUUUAAUAUCGCCAAAAGAGAAUGGACAUACUUAUGCUAAUCAUGGAUAUAAUAACCCGCAAAAGCAUGCGUCACCAUCAGAGACACGAAGCGAUCUGUCAAACGGUGACAAUGACGUCAUUUACGCAAAUCAUCAGAUGUCGGUACAUUCCAGAAGCCUCCACAAAAUGGAGCCUCAGCGACCUGGAAUCCAACGAACGCCACCGCGAAACAACAUGUAUAACUACGAAAAACCACAAGGACCUAUACCGGGAAUUAGAAAUGGCUAUCGGGAGCCACCAGAAAGCUCUCAAAAUGGAUCAUUAAUUUACGAAAACCAGCCUAAUUACAAUUUCACCUAUGUCCAGCAUGGAGAUCAAAAGCCACCUUAUGAAUCUUCUAGACCCGAGAGGCGACUGCCACCACCUGUUUCCCAGAAGCCUCAUCCGUCGCUCCCUCAACCCUCACAAAUGAUCAUGGUAACUGAAACACGAAACUGGAAUGGGCAAGCUAUCUCGUAUUCGAAAGAUAUGUCGAAAUCUGCGGGAUGGAAUGGCCAAGAGAAUCCUCACCCCAAAGAUUUCACAAAAACGUCAGAAUCGAAUGCUUGGAAUGUGCAAAAUAAUACACAUCCGAAAGACUUCAACAAAGCAUCGGAAUCGAGUGCCUGGAAUGGACAAAAUAGCAAUUCUCUGGUGAAGCCCACUCCUAGGAUGUCGCGAGUUUCUUCUACACGUACUUAUCAGUGCGCGAAUAACGAGCAACAAUUUUAUCGAAGUGGGUCGCCUAACCCUUCUAUAAGGUCCGGAUAUGAGUCUUCUUCUACCAGCUCGAUAAGGGACUAUGGGCGGAAGCCGAGCAAGUCUGAUUCAGCAGUGGAACAAAAUGGUUCCUAUGGCUCUUCGUCGAAGCUGCGCGGAGAACAGUGCUUUCUGUCAACUUCUAUGAGCAGUCUGUGCAGUGAUACUUCAUCAAUAUCAUCACGUAGACGCCACGAGGAAAGCGGACACGUCAUAAACGCCUGGAAAAAGAUGAAUGAAGAGCUCAAAAAGAGAAAGGAAAAAGGUUCAGUGUUCAGUGCUUCUCCUUGGGAACGGGAGGAAAAAGAGAAGAUGCAACGGGAACAAUUAAGUGAAUCUCGCAGGCUUCGAGACCGAGAAAUAUCGUUCCUGGAAUCUUUGGAAUCUCGGACAGAGAAGCAGGAGGAGUGGCUGAGGAUCCUCCGCCUGGAGAAAGAAUUCCAGAGGAGAGCAGAGCAGGAGGAUGAGGAUGAUGACGAGGAAGAAGAAGAAACCAAGAUCACAGCACAAGCAGCAACAGAGCCUCAAAGCCACCAAUACCAGCGCCUAGACCCAGCAAAGCAUUUACACCUAUUGUACUAAGUGAAACCAGUCCACUGGAAUGUGCGUUUGACUCAAGAAAUGCAGAUACAAGCAGUUUGACAAAACUAGACAUUUCUGACUCUAGUGCUUUCUUUUGUGCAUCAGAGAAUGACAGAAGUGAAGAUCUCUCUCACGACAAUUGGCUAAUUGAAGUAAGUUCUUUCGAUGUACCACAGACGCCAAAACAUCAACAGAAUGAUGACUUAAUCAAAGAAGAAUCAAUCUAUGAGAACAUAAAACCUUACGAUCCUCCCAGCAGCAAACCUGGAAAUCAGGACUACUCCAGAAAUCUGGAAUUUGGUUGCCACACGCUCCCAAAGUCGACAAGCCAAUCUUUGAUUUCCAGAGAUCACCAGAAGAGCAGUUACCACGAAAAGAAAUUUCCAACUAUGGGCAUUUCUAGCACCUUAAGCAGGAAAGUGAACGGACUUACCGAAGCGGAUAUCCUUCCGACAUUGUACGCAACAUCAAAAGUGAAAAACAUUUAUUCAAUGAGGGAACAGAUUCCAAGUGACUUGGAGGACAAAUCGCCAGAAUUCAAGAAGAUGUGGGUCACACGACCAGAAAAACUGACUUUCCAAGACAAGAUUCGAAAGUUUUCUAUUCAAGCUGGUGAGAAUGAUUUGCCAAGGGAUAAAGUAAAAAACUCUCGUGCACAACGGGAACUUGAGAUUAAAUUUAAUGAUGGACAGAAAAGAGCAGCUGCACUUAGUGAAUCAUAAAGAACUCUGGCAAUACUGCAUUUACUUAAAAUGUUUGCGGCAACAGAGUGAGAUAUUGGAUGAAACAUAAUUGAACUCUAAACAAAAAGAAUUUUUAAACAAUUUUCUUUAACUAUUUUGACGUAUUUUUUCGUGGGAACAUUUGGAUGUUACGUAU
Uloborus diversus is the source of this 3662-nucleotide messenger RNA. RefSeq lists its product as uncharacterized. Lineage: Eukaryota; Metazoa; Arthropoda; Arachnida; Araneae; Uloboridae. The record is from RefSeq and is a predicted model, not a curated record.